This is a messenger RNA of Aspergillus puulaauensis, 1833 nucleotides long. RefSeq names its product ATP-dependent DNA/RNA helicase (gene dbp9). Gene Ontology annotation, molecular function: RNA helicase activity; nucleic acid binding; ATP binding. The record is from RefSeq and is a predicted model, not a curated record. Gene Ontology annotation, cellular component: nucleolus. Bases 1 to 1833 code for a protein of 610 amino acids. The transcript is spliced from 4 exons. Lineage: Eukaryota; Fungi; Ascomycota; Eurotiomycetes; Eurotiales; Aspergillaceae.
AUGAAGCGGAAGCUAGACGCCAACGAUAUCCCAUCUCCAGAGCCUGCCGAGGCUAAGGAGACGAAGGACGCCGAUACCACAGAAGACUUCGAAAACCUCAGCCUCGAUCCCCGACUGCGCCAAGCCCUGGUUAAAGAGAAGUUCAGCAAGCCCACCCCGGUACAGGCGAAGGCUAUUCCACUUGCCCUUGCGGGGAAGGAUAUCUUAGCCCGUGCAAAAACCGGCUCUGGCAAAACGGCCGCGUACGUCCUUCCGAUUUUGCAAACUAUUCUUCAGAAAAAGGCGAUCGACCCCUCACUAAAGGCUACUACCGGCCUCAUCCUCGUCCCCACUCGAGAACUCGCUGAGCAAGUCCAGAAGGUCGUCACCACAUUCGCUGCGUUUUGCGGGAAGGAUGUUCGCUCGGUGAAUCUGACACAGAAAGUAUCGGAUGCCGUUCAAAAGUCAAUGCUCGCAGAUUACCCCGAUAUUGUCGUAUCGACACCUGCUCGUGUCAUCGCCAAUCUUGGAACGUCGGCACUUUCUUUGGAGAACCUCACGCAUUUUGUCAUUGACGAAGCUGAUUUGGUUCUUUCGUACGGUUAUGAGGAUGAUAUAAAUGCAUUGUCCAAAGCAAUCCCACGGGGUGUACAGACGUUCCUUAUGAGUGCUACUCUCACCGCGGAGGUGGAUACUCUCAAGGGUUUGUUCUGUCGCAGCCCGGUAGUUUUGAAGUUGGAGGAGAAGGAUGACCAAGGUUCCGGUGUUAGCCAGUUUGUCGUCAAAUGCGCGGAGGAUGAGAAAUUCCUGCUCACCUAUGUCAUCUUCAAGUUACAGUUGAUCAAGGGCAAGGUUAUCAUAUUCGUCGGAGAUAUUGACCGAAGUUACCGUCUCAAGUUGUUCUUGGAACAGUUCGGAAUCAAAAGCUGUGUUCUGAACUCCGAAUUGCCUGUAAACUCACGUAUUCACGUGGUCGAAGAAUUCAACAAGGGUGUCUACGACAUCAUCAUUGCCGCCGACGAGCAAGAGAUCCUCGGCGCAUCAAAAUCGUCAAGAAAAUCCAAGGAAGCAGCAGUCGAAGACGAAGCCAACCCCUCAAGCGACGAAGACGAACAAGAAGCCCCAUCAACCUCCAACAACCGCUCCGACAAACGUCGCAAAGUUACUUCUAAGGGAAAAGACUACGGCAUCUCCCGCGGUAUCGACUUCCAAAACGUCGCCUGUGUUCUAAAUUUCGACCUCCCCACCACCUCCAAAUCUUACACCCACCGCAUCGGCCGCACAGGCCGCGGCGGCAAAACAGGAAUGGCCCUCUCCUUCGUCGUCCCCGCAGAGAACUUUGGCAAGCACAAACCCACCUCAAUCCCCACAGCAAAGCACGACGAGUCCGUCCUUAAGAAGAUCGUCAAGCGCCAGUCCAAAAUCGGGCAUGAGGUCAAACCUUACCACUUCGACAUGACCCAGGUCGAUGCCUUCCGGUACCGUAUGUCCGAUGCCCUGCGCUCCAUCACCCGCCUUGCGGUCCAGGAAGCCCGCGCACGUGAGAUCCGCCAGGAAUUGGUCAAGAGCGAGAAACUGAAGCGUCAUUUCGAGGAGAAUCCCGAUGAGCUGAGACAGCUGCGUCACGAUGGCGAGUUGCGCUCAGCGCGGAUUCAGCCCCACCUUAAGCACAUCCCUGAGUAUUUGAUGCCGGCGAAGGGGAAGAAGGGUAUCUCGAGUGACGAUGUUGGGUUCGUUGGGUUUAGGAAGAUGGGUGAUAAUCGCAUUCGUAAAGCCAGGGAUAGGAAUCGUGGCAGGGGGAAGCCCGUGAGGAAGGUUGAUCCGUUGAAGACAUUUAAUAAGGGGAGGAAGUGA